Messenger RNA from Aspergillus luchuensis, 945 nucleotides. RefSeq lists its product as uncharacterized. The transcript is spliced from 2 exons. The coding region runs from base 1 to 945 and encodes 314 amino acids. Lineage: Eukaryota; Fungi; Ascomycota; Eurotiomycetes; Eurotiales; Aspergillaceae. The record is from RefSeq and is a predicted model, not a curated record.
AUGGGCUGGUUUUGGGGUGGCUCGAACAAGGACGACCCGGUCAAAAAGCUUGACCCGGGUUUGCGAGAAUACCUCGAGCAUGAAGCUCCAGAGAAAUACGUCCCAACCACCUCAGUCCCCUCGUCGCAGGACUCCUCCAAGACGGUGCCCCAAGAUACGAAGCCAGCUGUCAGCGCCGAACCUUCCGAACCCGCCCUUCCCUCCGCUUCUCUAUUCCAAGAUGGCCGUUAUGCGCAUCUCUGGAAGACCUACAAGCCGCCCCAGGAAAAGGAAGCGACGGAACAGAAGACUGCAGAGCGAGUGAUUGAGAAGUACAAGCAGCGCGGUGAUACUGUGCACCGGGCGGCGAUGGAAAACUGCGCCCUGGAGCAUGAGGACUUGACCUACUGCUUCCAGACUGGCAAUUGGGAGAAACGAUUGCGCGCCCGUGUGACUCUGUGCUCUGAGGAAAACGCUAAGUUCUCUCGUUGUUUUACCACGCAGGCUAAAUUCCUCCAGGCCCUAGGAUACGCUUCCUCUUUCAACUGGGACGAGGAAAAGGAAGAACGGAUUCAGAUGCACGCUGAUAAACUCUACCAUCAGAUGCUUGACUACGAGAAACGGGUCGAAGAAGCGCAGAAAGCCGGACAGGAGCCCCCGCCUCUCACCUCUCUUUUCAACCCCCAGGCAGAGGCACCGCAGACACCGGCCAACACACCAGGAGCCCUGGAGAUUCCUGGAGGUGAGACGAUUCCGGCAGGAUUGAAACCGUCCAAACCGUUGGCACAGCUUACUCCACAUGAACGAGAAUUGGAGAUCCGAGCACACAAUGCGCAACUGGAGCAACAGAAAUUGUACGUACAGGAGGCAUCGCCAUUUAUGCAGACACACGAGGACGCACGGCAAAAGCGCAGAGAGAAGGCCGUCAGUUGGUUCGGCGAGACGAUUGGCCGUUGGGUUACAUAA